Messenger RNA from Cicer arietinum (chickpea), 499 nucleotides. The record is from RefSeq and is a predicted model, not a curated record. NCBI's taxonomy places the organism in Eukaryota, Viridiplantae, Streptophyta, Magnoliopsida, Fabales, Fabaceae.
CUGCCUAUGAGCAGAACCAGGACUUCAAUGAUACAAACAGCAAUUGCCGAAUCUUCCUUCUUUCUACUAGGGCUGGUGGAUUGGGAAUUAACCUCACUGCAGCUGACACUUGCAUUCUUUAUGACAGUGAUUGGAAUCCUCAAAUGGAUUUACAGGCCAUGGAUAGAUGUCAUAGAAUCGGUCAAACAAAGCAUGUUCAUGUUUACAGGCUCGCAACUGCUCAAUCAGUAGAGGGUCGAAUGUUAAAAAGAGCUUUCAGCAAGUUGAAGCUUGAGCAUGUGGUGAUAGAGAAAGGACAGUUUCAUCAAGAGCGUACAAAGCCUGCCAUUGUGGAUGAGAUGGAGGUUUGUAUGGUAGCAGUAGCAUGCUAACGAUUUCUAAAUUUUUCUGUUCUAUCAUCUUGUGUAUAAAUAGAUUUGUUGUCAAUCUGCUCCAUUAUUCCAAUGAUUUUGAAAGUGUGGUUUUGGUUGACAACUCAGUAUUUCUAUGGCCAAUUUUA